Adelges cooleyi (spruce gall adelgid) is the source of this 2237-nucleotide messenger RNA. RefSeq lists its product as uncharacterized. NCBI's taxonomy places the organism in Eukaryota, Metazoa, Arthropoda, Insecta, Hemiptera, Adelgidae. The record is from RefSeq and is a predicted model, not a curated record. Bases 264 to 1115 code for a protein of 283 amino acids. The transcript has 7 exons.
CGUUCGGGAACUUAACUCGGCGGUCGUUGGAGUGGCGUUUGCCAAAAGGAACGGUCGCGAUAUUAAGUCUUGAGUUCGAAUAACAUUAAUAAUAAUAAUAAAUCCUCGUAAAAAAAAAAAAAACCUGUCAAGUCAAUGUGCCGGUAGGAAAAAAUAACAGUGUCAGUAAUUUACACUGGACACAAAAUAAGACGUCCAUCGUCGGCACAGCGUAAAAUGAACCAACAAAAAUGACGAAGAUUUUUUAGAACUGAAAAAAGAGAAUGAAGAAAAACAAACCCUUCGUAUUGCAUACGUCGACUUUAGUCGUUUUGUUACUUCUUAUCAAGGAACCAUAUGACUUUGGCGAAGCUGUUAAAAUGCUUGGAGUCAAAGUGCCUGCUUACAUAUUCAUGGGCGAUUCGGUGCAACUGUUUUGUAAUUAUGACAUGCAAAUGGACAAACUCUACUCAGUCACAUGGUACAAAGACAACGAAGAGUUUUACCGGUUUGUUCCAUCAUCUAAGCACCUCAAACACAGUUACAACAUGGACGGCAUCACCGUAGAUCAUGCUCAUUCGGAUAGCAAAAAAGUUACACUGCGCUAUGCCAAUUUAUUGAUGAAUGGUGAAUACAAAUGCGAAGUGUCCGCAGAAGCGCCAUUUUUCACCACAGUACACGCCGAGUCGAAAAUGGCCAUCGUAAGUUUACCAAAGCCAAAAGACAUUCCCAAGAUAUUAGGUGGAAACGAUAAAUAUCAGUCGGGUGAUAUGGUUUACCUCAAUUGUACGUCGGGAAGGUCAUACCCGGCAGCCAAACUUCGCUGGUAUGUCAAUAACAAUAAGGUCAUGUCCAGUCACGAGCAUACCGAAAAAUUACACAACGGUCUGUUUAUUACUAUAUCCAGAUUAAAUCUGUCGACAACGGAUGAUCAAUUCCAUAAUGGUAAAAUAAAAGUCACCUGUCAAGCUGUCAUCAAUAUAGGACGCCAGAAAGCGUUGCCAUCACCUAAGGAGUACAAACACGACACCGUACUAUUAGUUGUGGGAUCAGCUACGACGUUUAGAAAAUCUGUCGAUUUCAAAGUGAUUUUAUUAACACUAAUGGUAGUACUAUUCCCGCUGAACAAUUCGUGAGUAUACUAAGCCAAAAAUGUCACAUACUUUAAGUAAAAAUAUUUCUAUUGAAUUUUUUAUGAAUAUUAUAAUUUAUUUUGUUUAAAAUGUACACAAACAUUGGCGACAUUUAUUUACUUAUAAGCCACACCGUUUAAUUUGUCCACUACCUUUAAAGACUCAAUUAAUUUUUUGAACAUGAUUUUUACACAAAGUGAUGUUUAAUUUAAAAAAAUAUUUCAUCCCAAGUUAUUUUAUAAUAUCAGCAAUUUCUGUUUUUCAAAUAGAAAUUUGAAAUAUGUCUUAUAGUUUCUAAAAGAAGCUCUGUCUACAAACAUAUUUUUUUUAAAUAGCAAUAAUUAAAACUCAUUUGAAUCGUUAAAGUUGUAAAGGAGAUCAUGGUUAGUGAAUCACUUUGUUUACAUUUGUUCUUUAAUACGUUAUGUAAAUAAUGUUGUUUGGUAUAUUGUACAAACGACAAAGUUUAAUCUGAAGUACUGCUUGGGUAAAGAAUAAAUAGCAUAUAUAAUAUAAAUGCUGAAAGUCUUACGGGACUGCAACAUUUAUUCAUAAAGAAUUCUUACCUCUUUGAGAAUGUAUUUUCUGUAAAUGUUAAUUAAAAGAAUUAUAAUUUACCCUAUUAAAUUAAUUUAAAUGUAUUUGUUUUUAACCUCGUAUGUUAAUUGUACAAGUAUUUAAAAUAUUAAUAUUAUAAAACAUUAAGUAUUUAUAUUCUUGUAUAUAUUUCGAUUUAGCUAUUGAAUUUUGAUUUUAUAAGAAUUCUACGAUGAGUCCAUUUCUUCCCUCCCCCACAACAUUCGAAAUUAGAACUUCUUCUUGCACCAAUUGUUCGUGCAAAAUAAUUGUACACAAACGAUGGAACUUGGUGCACAUUUCUGUAAAAACGAUUGACGUGAUAAAAAGUUCUAAUCUUCAAAGUGGACGGGGCAGGGAAAUGGACCCGUCCUAUCAUUUACCAUUGGGGUUUUCUAUGCUGUAAUUUGCAUAUUAUCAGAACUGAUUAUGUUAAAUUUUAAUGAUAUUUGAUGCACAAUCUUUUUAUUAAUUUAAGAUAAUCUUGUAUCUAUAUUGAUUUUGAUGUAAUAAUUGAUUACAAUAAAUUAUGUAUUAUAAAACACAAGA